Neopsephotus bourkii (Bourke's parrot) is the source of this 2942-nucleotide messenger RNA. It is a transcript of the gene ITCH, whose product is annotated as itchy E3 ubiquitin protein ligase. Gene Ontology annotation, biological process: ubiquitin-dependent protein catabolic process; protein K29-linked ubiquitination; protein K63-linked ubiquitination. The coding region runs from base 43 to 2817 and encodes 924 amino acids. Gene Ontology annotation, molecular function: protein binding; ubiquitin protein ligase activity. NCBI's taxonomy places the organism in Eukaryota, Metazoa, Chordata, Aves, Psittaciformes, Psittacidae. The record is from RefSeq and is a predicted model, not a curated record. The transcript is spliced from 24 exons.
CUGUAGUCAUGGCGCGGCAGUGGCCGCGAAGGGACUCGGCGCAUGCGCUGCUUCCGCCCGACUUUGCGAAGUCGCUGCUUCAGGCCGGGCUGGAGCCGCUGCCAUCUUGGCCGGGAAGCGGAGCGGCUGCUGCGCCCGUGCCCGAUUCAAGAUCCAGCCCGUAUUAUGGCUGGCAGUGGGUCCAGAUCAGGACCAUCCAGUGGGUUAUCCAUGAAAUCACAGCUUCAGAUCACUGUUAUUUCAGCAAAACUCAAAGAAAAAAACAAAUGGUUUGGACCCAGCCCUUACGUGGAAGUCUCUGUAGAUGGACAGUCAAAGAAGACAGAAAAAUGCAACAAUACAAACAGUCCAAAGUGGAAACAGCAUCUUACAGUAAUCGUCACUCCUGUAAGUAAAUUAAACUUUCGAGUCUGGAGCCAUCAGACUUUAAAAUCUGAUGUCCUUCUGGGAAGUGCUGCUCUGGAUAUCCAAGAGACUUUGAAAUCUAACAGUAUGAAACUUGAGCAGGUAGUGGUGACAUUGCAUCUUGUUGGUGACAGAGAACCAGCAGAAGUAGUAGGAGAUUUGUCUGUCUGUCUAGAUGGCAUGCAGGUAGAUCCAGAGCUCCUAACCAAUGGUGAUGCCUCAAGUACAAGAAGUCCUACACAGAGUGAUAGCUCCAAAGCAAGGAAUGAUACACGGACUAACUCAAAUGGCCUUGAAAGCUGUGAAGAUGCUUCUCCCAGUGAAAACAAGACUGUUAAUGGCAGUGAUUCUCCAUUACUCACAAAUGGAAGCUGCAAACCUUCAAGACCUCCGAGGCCUGCCAGACCACCUCCACCUACACCCCGCAGACCCACUUCACUAGCCGCAAGUGCAAAUGGUCCUUCAACCGCAUCCUCAGAGAACGAUGGGGCCAGUGCAGGAUCACUGGCAGGUCCAGCUGCAACUACGUCUUCUGAGCAGAGCCCUGAGGGGGCAACAGCAGGGGCAACAGCAGCAACAACAACAGCUCCUGCAACUGCUGCACUCGCCACACCUCCAGUAUCAAGACAAAUCCAGCCAGUAAAUCCUCCACCUCAGGCACUUACUACAGUCAGUCAAGGUCCUCUUCCACCUGGCUGGGAGCAAAGAGUAGAUCAACACGGUCGAGUAUACUAUGUAGAUCAUGUUGAAAAAAGAACGACGUGGGAUCGCCCAGAGCCUCUUCCUCCAAGCUGGGAGCGACGAGUUGACAACAUGGGGAGAAUUUAUUACGUUGACCACUUCACAAGAACUACAACGUGGCAGAGACCAACAUUAGAGUCUGUCCGGAAUUACGAGCAGUGGCAGCUUCAGCGCAGUCAGCUUCAAGGAGCUAUGCAGCAGUUUAACCAGAGGUUUAUAUAUGGGAACCAGGACUUUUCAUCGACACAGAACAAAGAAUUUGAUCCUCUUGGCCCUCUGCCACACGGAUGGGAAAAGAGAACUGACAGCAAUGGCAGGGUGUAUUUUGUCAAUCACAACACACGGAUCACUCAGUGGGAAGAUCCCAGGAGUCAGGGUCAAUUAAAUGAGAAACCCUUACCAGAGGGCUGGGAAAUGCGAUUUACUGUGGAUGGUAUUCCAUAUUUUGUGGAUCACAAUAGAAGAACAACUACCUAUAUAGAUCCCCGCACUGGCAAGUCUGCUCUAGACAAUGGACCCCAGAUAGCUUAUGUGCGUGAUUUCAAGGCAAAGGUCCAUUAUUUCAGAUUCUGGUGUCAGCAACUGGCAAUGCCACAGCACAUAAAAAUUACAGUGAGCAGAAAAACAUUAUUUGAGGAUUCCUUUCAACAGAUAAUGAGCUUCAGCCCUCAGGAUCUACGGAGACGCUUAUGGGUCAUUUUCCCUGGUGAAGAAGGCUUAGAUUAUGGAGGUGUUGCAAGGGAAUGGUUCUUUCUAUUGUCACAUGAAGUUUUGAACCCAAUGUAUUGCCUGUUUGAAUACGCAGGGAAAGAUAACUACUGCUUACAGAUAAACCCAGCCUCUUACAUUAAUCCAGAUCAUCUGAAAUACUUCCGAUUUAUUGGAAGAUUCAUUGCCAUGGCUUUGUUCCAUGGGAAAUUCAUUGACACUGGUUUCUCUCUGCCGUUCUAUAAACGUAUCCUAAACAAGCCAGUAGGACUCAAGGAUUUAGAAUCUGUUGACCCAGAGUUUUACAACUCUCUCAUCUGGGUAAAAGAGAACGAUAUUGAAGAAUGUGGCUUGGAAAUGUUUUUCUCAGUUGAUAAAGAAAUUCUAGGUGAAAUCAAAAGCCAUGAUUUGAAGCCAAAUGGUAGCAACAUUCUGGUCACAGAAGAAAACAAAGAAGAAUACAUUAGGCUAGUAGCAGAAUGGCGACUUUCCCGAGGUGUUGAGGAGCAGACACAGGCUUUCUUUGAAGGCUUCAAUGAAAUCCUGCCGCAACAGUAUCUGCAGUAUUUUGAUGCUAAAGAACUGGAGGUGCUUCUCUGUGGAAUGCAAGAAAUUGAUUUGAAUGACUGGCAGAGACACACCAUCUACAGGCACUACACCAGGACGAGCAGGCAGAUAGUGUGGUUCUGGCAGUUUGUGAAAGAAAUAGAUAAUGAGAAGAGAAUGAGACUCCUGCAGUUUGUUACUGGAACAUGCAGAUUACCAGUGGGAGGAUUUGCUGACCUCAUGGGGAGCAACGGACCCCAGAAAUUUUGUAUUGAAAAAGUUGGCAAGGAAAAUUGGUUACCUAGAAGUCAUACCUGUUUCAAUCGCUUAGACCUUCCACCCUAUAAGAAUUAUGAGCAGUUGAAGGAAAAGCUGUUGUUUGCAAUUGAAGAAACAGAAGGAUUUGGGCAAGAAUAGCUAAAAUUUGCACCUUGAAGAAUGUGAACUCAACACAGUGUCUGGUCUUCACUUCUUCUGCCUGUUGCACACUUCAUUGUAAAGUAGACUUGACUUGGAUUUAUUUAACAAUACUAAUGUGUAAG